AGUGUUCUCAGGAGUACACUCAAAUCUGCAUGACAGGAAAUAAAAUGUGUUAUUGUGCUGGACAAACAAAUAGUCAACUAAUAGACCACUAUUUUCAAAAUUCGUUUCAUAUUUAUGUGCCUCUUUUGUUAAUAAGAAAUGAAAGGAAGUUGUCAUCCAUAUUUAUAAAUUGUACACACCAGGAGCGCACGUAUCUAUGUACAAAAUGGACAGUUUAACUUCCUUAACGGCCGAAGAGAGCAGUCAGAUAGUAAACACUAGACACUGCAAUCAUUGGGCCUACAUAACUUCGAUUUCUCUUGGUAUCUACUGUAUUCUCAAAGAAAGCUGGUGUGCUGGUAUACAAAAUGGCAGCUGAGGCUGCCUCGGUUGAGGAAAUAAGGCUUCGCGAGAUUUUGAAUUGCCCAGCGCUUACGAUAGUGAAGAAUUCGUUGAUGGACUCCAAUUACCAACUAGAUGUCGCCUUGCUCCAGUUACAAACGGCAGAGAAGAAAGAAAGUUGCAUUGUGGACCUGAAUAGCUAUUGCUGUGUCAGCGAACUCAUGGACUUGGUCAAAACGAGCAUCGAAAAGCUAAUUAAAAUCGAAGAACUGACUUUGCGCCAUGCAAUCAAACAUCCGAUCCACUUACGAAGAAGAGAUGUAGACAGUGGAUUCUGUGCAUCUACGGAAGUUCCUGAAGUUACUGGCCUGAAUAGAGACAGUGGGAUUGCAGAAAGGCAAGAGUAUCCUCUUGACGCCAAUGAGUUCAACGCUCUAAUUAUAGGACCGCAACCAGAAAAACGUGAUGAGACGAACACUUUUAGUAACUGCUAGUCUCGGCCGAAUAGCUUCAGGCUUAUUUUAGUGCUGACAGCAUUUUUCUAUCAAUGACACAGACUCUUGAAGAGGAGGGUAAAGUCUCAAAGUUUAAUAGAUAUUGAGGACAAAAAAUUAAAGCACCAAAAAGAUUUAAUAAAUCGGUAACUGCUUUAAAGUUUUUUAGCCACAUUAACAGAAGAGUGACGGGUCAACUCAUCUGUCCUUGACAUUAUGUCAAUUGUUCACGUGACUAUGUUGGCAGGAAUGUUCUUUCAAAGAGACAAUUUGAAGCUUCUAUCUGGUUUGUUUUUUAAGUGUUUGUAUUAGAUAAAGUGAUUCAUUCUAAAUGAUCUUCAAUUUAUUGAUUCGUAUUAUAAGAUCUUCUGUAUUAUUUUAUUUACAUCUUCAGUUUAUUCAUUUCUUGUAUAAGAUCUACAGUUUAUUAAUUCAUUUAUAUUAAUUCAUUUAUAUGAUUUUUCAGUUUGAUUGAUUUUACAGUUUAUGUAUAUGUUCUAAAGAUUAUCUUUUUUUUUCUAUUAAAUCUAUCAAGUAAGGCUUAAUUUACGUUAACUGGGAUCUGUUUCUUUUAAUUCAAUAUAAUCUUACGUUGUUGUUGUUUUCCUAUAAUAUUAUUAAGUGUAGAGUAUUGGAGCGACACUGUAAUUUGAUAUUUAUUUAUUUUGACCUAAAAUGGAUAGAUCUUAACAUGAAGACUUUAAGAAAAGUAUAUACAUAUAAAUAAUUGGAACAAUACAAAAUAUUGAAACAGAAAUCUGGAUUUAACGUCAAUAAUUAACAAACUAUAAAGCAUGGCUCCUAACAUAUCUUAGUUUCAUACAACAUUUAAAAGUUUUAAAUCUCGCUUUUACCUACUCUUCAUUAGCGGAGCUAUAUGGUAACCAGCUCAGCGAUGCUACAUUACCUGGUAUUAUGUUAUCCAGCCCAAUUAGGCUACGUUACCUGGUAUCAUUUUAUCCAGCCCAAUUAGGCUACGUUACCUGGUAUCAUUUUAUCCAUCCCAAUUAGGCUACGUUACCUGGUAUCCUUUUAUCCAGCCCAAUUAGGCUACGUUACCUGGUAUCAUGGUAUCCAGCUCAACCAUGCUAAGUUACCUGGAGUUGUAAGAUGGCUCGCUAAGAAAAGCAUCUUUUUAAGGGCAAAGUUUUAGUCGCUUAAAAUAAAUUGUAUACCAUACAAUACUUUUUGUACUCAAUAAUUGUUUGAUGUUUUAUAUAUGUCUUUAAAUCUCAAAAACAUAUAAUGUAUUACCUUACUGAUAAGGUGAUAUUGUUGAUAUGUUAUAUAACAUGAAAGCUGUAUAUAUUUGUAAUAGAUGUAAUUUUUUAAAAAGUCGACCUCUGUAUGUGCUUCUAUUUGAAACACAUUGUUGACACAUCUCAGUCCCAUGAUACUGUUGUUGGGAACGUAUUCUUAUCUUACACAUUACACAUGUUCCUUGAAAAACAACUUACAGAUUUAGCUUUUUUUUUU
This is a messenger RNA of Biomphalaria glabrata, 2291 nucleotides long. RefSeq lists its product as uncharacterized. The record is from RefSeq and is a predicted model, not a curated record. NCBI's taxonomy places the organism in Eukaryota, Metazoa, Mollusca, Gastropoda, Planorbidae. The transcript has 5 exons. The coding region runs from base 348 to 815 and encodes 155 amino acids.